Messenger RNA from Fusarium sp. VM40, 1758 nucleotides. NCBI's taxonomy places the organism in Eukaryota, Fungi, Ascomycota, Sordariomycetes, Hypocreales, Nectriaceae. The record is from the annotation of a GenBank genome assembly.
AUGGGAAAUACCAAUAGCAAUUCUUUCAAUAUUGGGGAUCUUGGGCGAUUACCCCAGGCUAUCACAAAUGGAUAUUCUCUGUUUGGUACAAUGGAUGCGCCAGAUUUGCCCAACUUUCUUACAAAUAACCCUACCCCUAACGGCUACCCUUGGAGUACCCUAGAUACUCGGACAGAUUAUUAUUCAGACCAUCCAGUGACUGGUGUUAUUCGGAGAUACGACUUCAGAAUCAGUCGGGGUAAAAUUGCCCCUGAUGGCUAUGAACUAUCCACGAUCCUUGUGAACGGACAGUUCCCUGCUCCUCUCAUUGAAGCCAACUGGGGUGACACAGUCCAAGUCACUGUCCACAACGACCUUGACGAUGAAGGUGUAUCUUUGCACUGGCACGGCAUUCUUCAGAAGGCUAGUCCGUGGGAAGAUGGCGUGCCGGGGGUCACUCAAUGCCCUCUACGGCCAAAAUCUAGCUUUACAUACUCCUGGGUCGCAGAUCUCUACGGCACAAGCUGGUAUCACUCUCACUACUCUGCCCAAGUAGCUGCAGGUUUAUUCGGGCCCCUGAUAAUCCACGGACCGCAGGACAAGCAAGACUACGACGUUGACGUCGGGCCCAUCCUCCUUAAUGACUGGUAUCACACAGAGUACUAUGACCUGGUCCAAGAGAUAAUGAAGCCUGGAGGUAGCGGCGUUGUCUUUUCAGACAGCAACCUCAUCAAUGGCAAAAUGAACUUCAACUGUUCCAACGUGCUACCGGGGGAUAAGACGCCCUGCAAAAGCAACGCUGGAAUAUCCAAGUUUCGCUUCAAACGUGGUAAGACGCAUCGCCUGCGCCUGAUCAACCCGAGUGCUGAAGCUAUUCAGCGCUUCUCUAUCGAUGGACACACAAUGAAAGUGAUCGCCAACGACUUCGUGCCCGUGGAACCUUAUGAUACCAAAGUGGUUACGCUUGGUGUUGGUCAGCGCACAGAUGUGCUGGUGAAAGCCAACGGCAAAUUGGACUCAUACUGGAUGCGCAGCAACAUAUCCCGUAUCUGCAGUCUGGCCAAGGCUCCAGAUGCUGUUGCGGCCAUCUUCUAUGACAAUGCGAACCAGAAGAAGCCUCCAAAAUCGCAGGCAUGGGACAUUCCUGAUCCGGGUACUUGCGCCAACGAUGACUUGAGUAUUACGAGACCUUUGAUGAAGCUGCCUUUGCCUCCGGCUGACAAGACUAUUGAGCUUGAUAUCAAUAGCCACAAGAACGGAAGUAACGUGACCGUCUGGACACUUGGAGGUGUGGCGGCGAGAACAAACUACAACAGCCCGACACUACUCCUGAGCAAGCUUGGCAACCACUCUUUCGAACAUGAAUGGAAUGUUAUAAACACUGGCAAGGCGAAGAGUGUGAGAGUGGUGGUAAACAACUUGUUACCCGUCGCACAUCCAAUGCACUUACAUGGCUUCAACAUGUACGUCCUGAACGAAGGAUAUGGGUCAUGGGAUGGCAGUAUUAUCAACGAGCACAAUCCGCAACGGCGUGACGUGGUCCAAAUUCGCGGGAAAGGCCAUCUCGUAGUACAAUUUGAUGCAUCGGACAAUCCAGGUGUAUGGCCGUUCCACUGCCACAUCGCGUGGCAUGUUUCGGCAGGAUUACUCACGCAGUUUCUCACCAAUCCAAGUAAGGUUGAGAAGCUACGUAUACCGAACGUGGUGGCCGAGACGUGCCGGCAGUGGGGGAGCUGGACAAAUUCGAAUAUCCCAGCUCAGAUUGACAGCGGGCUAUGA